Plodia interpunctella (Indianmeal moth) is the source of this 2106-nucleotide messenger RNA. RefSeq names its product mitochondrial DNA helicase (gene mtDNA-helicase). Gene Ontology annotation, cellular component: mitochondrion. The coding region runs from base 127 to 2106 and encodes 659 amino acids. Gene Ontology annotation, biological process: mitochondrial DNA replication. The record is from RefSeq and is a predicted model, not a curated record. Gene Ontology annotation, molecular function: ATP binding; ATP hydrolysis activity; single-stranded DNA binding. Lineage: Eukaryota; Metazoa; Arthropoda; Insecta; Lepidoptera; Pyralidae. The transcript is spliced from 10 exons.
CACGCUCGGCUUUGUUUUGAUCCGACGAUUACCUACUGUUGUAAAUUGAGGUUACCGAUUUCUUUGUCGGGUCAUGGUUUCCUUAUUUAUAAUACAAUUAUUAAGGAGAGACAUAAUUAAGCGAAAAUGUGGCAUUCGUUAAGAACAAUUAAAUACCGUCCACUUAAAGCUUUUUUGAAUUUUUAUGGUUGCGGAUGUACAUGCAGAAGUAUUCACGACGUAGGUAACGAUAUUCCUAAAAUUACAGCAAGCGAAAUUCGAAAACUGUUAAGGCAGAAAGGAUUUGCAGUGCAAGACGGAUAUACAUCGCUUACGACCAAAUGUUCUUUAUGUGCUGUGGAUGAUAAACCGGCGGACAACAAACUGUAUGUCAACAAAACCACAGGUUAUUUUCUCUGUCCAAAAUGUAAUGUUCAUGGUGGUUGGAAUAUCCUGGAGAGGCUUAUGAAGAAGACGAGGGUAGAAGUGUCAAUAAAAGAAUUCAAAGAAAAUUGUCACAAAGAAAGUGAUCAAUUCCAAAAUGAUUGGUUGAAAGUGGUUGAAAGAACUACACCAUUAUCAAAACUAAAUGAAUCUGAGGUUUCAGAUCUUUUCAAGUUAUUUGAGUUCCCUUUCCAUCAAGAUACUAGUAAAACCCUGUCAGAAGUUAGGGUGUCGUCAGAUAAAACAAUACUAUAUUUUCCUUUAAGAAACUCUUUGGAUAAUGUAGUAGGAUAUCGCAAACUGCAGGCUGGCAAAGAGGAAGAGUCUGAAUGCUACGGCCUCCACGCGGCAGGGUUGUUCUGGUGCAAGGCCCCUAAGGUUAGCCGCAGUGACCAGGCUAUACUUGUGCCAAGUAUACAGGAUGUGUUACAUUUAGCAGCUCAUAAAGUGCCAGGCACCCUAGUGUGGUUAAGCAAUUGUAGCUUACCCCCAGUAGUAUUGCCAGUUUUAGAAAACUUCAAUAAAUUAUGUCUUUGGGGAGAUUGGAACAACAUGUGCACUGUUGCUGAGAAAUUGAGUGUGAAUAGGUGUCGAUUUGUCAGGCCCACAGAUGGACUAGUAACUGCGACAGAAGCCGCGGGGGCAGACCUGUCUUUAAAAAUGUUAGUCUCGGAGGCGAAGCCCGCAGCUCACCGCUCUAUCACUACUUUCUCUGCCCUUAGAGAUGAUGUUUAUGCUGAGCUCACUAAUAUAGAUAAGGUGCGCGGUCUAAAAUGGCGGAGGUUCCCUGCCCUGACGCGGCUGCUGGGCGGGCACCGGCGCGGCGAGCUGACGGUGCUGACCGGACCCACCGGCUGCGGCAAGACCACGCUCUGCGCCGAGAUGUCGCUCGACCUCGCGCAACAAGGGGUGAACACCCUCUGGGGCAGCUUCGAGAUCCGCAACUCGCGGCUGGCGCGCACGAUGCUGCAGCAGCACGCGGGCGUGCCGCUCGAGGCCAACCUCCACGACUUCGCCAAAUUUGCAGACGAGUUCGAGAAACUGCCCAUAUACUACCUCGCCUUCCAUGGGCAGCAGCCUAUUAAAGUCGUUAUGGAAGCGGUGGAGCACGCGCGCUACAUGCACGACAUCGCGCACGUGGUGAUCGACAACGUGCAGUUCAUGCUGGGGCUGGGCGAGGGCGAGGACCGUUACCUCCGCCAGGACGCCGUCAUCGCCGCCUUCCGCACCUUCGCCACCGCCCGCCACACACACGUCACACUCGUUAUGCAUCCCAGGAAGGAACGAGAAUCCGAAGAUUUAUCGACCAGUUCUAUAUUUGGUAGCGCAAAGGCGUCUCAAGAAGCGGACAACGUGCUGAUCGUUCAGGACAAACGCUUAACUGCUGUAAGAGGGAAGAAAUAUCUACAAGUAGCAAAAAAUCGGUACAGUGGUGACCUGGGUAUAGUUCCUUUAGAUUUUGACAAGGACUGCCUCAGUUACCAAGCCAAAAAAAAGGUCAAGAGUAAGCAAGAUGAGCCAGAUUCAUUGCUGAACCAAUGUUUUGAAGAAUUCUCCAUUCAAGAAAAUAAUAUCACAUCUGAUAAACCGUUCAGGCGGAAUGGUUAUAGUAAAACAUACAAUAAAAGCGAAAACGCUAGGAGCUAUCUAAGUGAUAUUUUAAAUUCAAAUAGAACAAGAUAG